Molecule: messenger RNA, 1784 nt
Organism: Labrus bergylta (ballan wrasse)
Lineage: Eukaryota; Metazoa; Chordata; Actinopteri; Labriformes; Labridae
Gene: slc33a2
Product: major facilitator superfamily domain containing 3
Biological process (GO): transmembrane transport
Cellular component (GO): membrane
Molecular function (GO): transmembrane transporter activity
Source: RefSeq, a predicted model, not a curated record
UGGCAACCUCACACAGACCUCUCAACUAUAAACAAGCGGAGCACCUUCACUGGUCUGCUGAAGCUAGGCUAACAAACUUUCUCUACCAGUGAAUUUGUUCAUCUGGGCCAGUCAGUACAUCGCAGUAUCACAAAUCAAUGCUCAUAUCCUGACCAAUGGACCGCUGCAGAGUCUGCUCAGAUAAAGACGGUCUGUUUUGGAGGUAGAUCAUGAACGACAAACUAGUCUUCCUGGGCUUGUUGUACUUUGUACAGGGCAUCCCUUAUGGUCUCCAGUCAUCCCUGCUCCCUGUCUACCUGCGUGGAGCUGGUCACUCCCUCACCCGCAUCGGCUUCACAAAGAUCCUCUACUUCCCCUGGGUCCUCAAGGUGCUCUGGGCCCCUUUUGUGGACCGGGUUGGCACCAAGCGACGCUGGCUGGUGGGGACAGUUUCUGGGCUGGCUCUGACUUGCCUCUCCAGCGCCGCCCUUGCCCCAGAAGCACAUAUCUGGGGAGUAGCAGCAACCCUGCUGGCCAUGAACACCUUGGCCUCUGUCCAGGAUAUCGCUGUAGAUGGGGCUGCGGUGGGGUUGCUUAAAGGUCGUGGAGAGCUGGGGCUGGGAAAUUCAGCACAAGUUGUAGGUUAUAAAGCUGGAUCGGUGUUUGCAGGAGGUGGGCUGCUGGCAGUAAUUGACGUGGCUGGAUGGAGCUGGAUGUUCAUGCUGUUGACAUUUGUGUACGCAGGCGUGGCUCUAUUUGUGUGGGGGGCCCCUGUGCUAGACGAGGAGACUAUAAGGGGACAGCAGGGAGAGGGAAGCAGGAGGGCAGGGCAAGGGGCGGACGCUAUGAGGCCAUGGAGGGUGUGGAAGAAGCUGCUGGCAGUGCCCGGCACCCCUUGGACAGUCCUGUAUGUGCUGACAUACAAACUCGGUGAGCAGGGGGCAGUGACCAUGUUUCCUCUUUUCCUGUUGGAUCAUCACAUGACCGCCCGGGAGCUCGGCUUCUGGAACGGCGUCAUCGCCAUGGGCUUCUCCAUCUGUGGGUCGUCGCUGGGAGGCCUGCUGCUCGCUCAGUUCAGCAUCGGGGCUAUGAUGAGACGAGUGUUUGUAUUAAGAACCGUCAGCAUGGUCUUCCAGAGCUCUCUACUCACUGUGCUCGAGCCGUCACCGCUCCUGAAAGGUAUGGCCGUCCUGAGCAUGAGCGUUCAGCACUUCCUGGGCGGUCUGAUCACCACGCUCACCUUCACCACCAUGAUGCAUUGCACUCAGAGGGCAGAGGAAAGCAUUCAGUCCACUCACUACAGUUUCCUGGCGACUCUGGAGGUGUUGGGGAAGCUGACGUUCAGCGCCCUGGCGGGAUGCGUGGUGGAUUGGUUUGGUUUCCAGGUUGCCUUCCUCUUCUUCCUCACCCUCUCGGCUGGGACGGCCCUGCACGUGUGGACAGCUACCUUCACUGGUGCUCUCAGGGAACACCAGCUCAAAGAGCAGCCCAAGUGAGAGCAUGAUCAGGGUCCUGAUGAGGGGCUAAAAAUAACUUUAACCACCAGUAUUCAGACACCUCAGAAGUCCUUUAAUACAGCUAAAUAAAACUCUCAGCAAACCAUUUUAGUAUCGAGAAUGAAUAAGUUUACUUUCUUGUUCUGCCAUUUCUUCAGGAGAAACCAGCCAUGCUUUAAGUACUCUUAUUAUUACAGAGUGUUUCUUUUGUUAUUGCACUAGCACAACUGGCCUUACUUUUUUAUUUUGCAUUAAAUUGUCUUAAUAAGUCUUAAAGGGAUACUUCCACCGUUGAAACAUGAAUCUGUA